GAUAAAAAUCCAGAUGAGGCAGUUGCUGAUGAGACGAUGAAUGCAGAUGAAAAUGAUCCUGUACAAGAUGAUGAUCAAGACAAAAAUGAACCAAUAGAUGAUCGAAACGAAAAUAAUUCACAAGGUGAUGUUCAAGACAGCAAUGAACAAAUGGACGGAGUUGAUGCACAAGAUGAUGUCCCAGAUGCUAAUGAACCAAUUGUUGAAGAAGAAAAUGAAAAUGAGGAACAGGAUGACGCGCCCGUUGAAGAUGAAGAUGAAUUAAUUAAUACAGGCGUACAAGAUGACACUGUAAAACUUGGGAAAGAGGCUGAUGACAAAACAAAUGUAGACCAAAAUAAAUUUAAUGAACCUAAUACCAAUCAGGAAGUAAUUUCCACACUUGAGCUAAAACCCUUUUACUUAAGCCCGGCUGAAAUUGAAAAGUUUAAAAUAUGGCCAAACGCUACCGUAUCGUACUUCAUAGACGAGUUUUCUUAUGACAAAGUUCUUCGAGACAAAAUCCGCGGCUACCUGGAUUACGCGGAACAUAAUACGAUGGUCCAUUUUCAUGAGCUCGCUGGGCCGCCUACGGAUGAAGACGAACGAUGGGUCUUUUUCGUAAAUCGAAGAGGCCUACUAGACUGCAAAGAUUAUUCCAUUAAAUCCUUCACAAAUAAAGGUGUCCAGAAAGUGACAGUUGGAUACAAUUGCCUCGAGCACGGUGGACCUAUGGCGGCAAUAGUUUUGGCGUUGUUGGGUGUGCCGCCUCAGCACAACUCACCUGAUCGUGAUAAGUUCAUUACUGUUGCUACGGAACAUAUUCUGCCAGGAAAAUUGGGUUUAUUCAAUCUGUUAAGAGAUGACGAGUGGUUGUUCCAUGAUUUGCAAUAUGACUAUGCCAGUGCAGGCCACUACCCAUCACAUAAAUACACUGCAGAUGGAUCUAGCACUAUAUCUACUAAGCCUGGCAAAACCGACACACCUUAUCAAGACUUUGGAAAUAUUUUAAAUACUGAAGAAGCAAAAGAUUACAGUCACGAGUAUCCAAUAAACGAAGUUGCAAGACCGCAAUUACUAUUGGGUAGGAACACGCGUCAUAAGAAAAACGAUAACGGGCCCAUUAUUGAUCAUGAUACAGAAAAAAAAGGUGCAGAAGAAAAACUACAUAAUUCUGUAUUUAACGAAAAACCAGAUGAAACAGAAGAUGUUGAAAAAGAUGUUUCCCUACUAAAUGAUACCUACAGUGAUAAAGAAAAUGAUAAUCAUACACCAUCAUCAAGUAUUAUUAAAAAAAAUAUUUUUCAUGAUCAAUCUAAAUAUGAUACAAAAAAACUGGCUGCGUUGCCCGGCUUCAAAUUAAGCUUGUCUGAUAUUGUCAAAUUUAAUAUAUGGCCCGAAGCCCAAAUACCAUUUUUCAUAGACGAGUUUUCAUAUGACAAAUUUCUUCGUGAAAAAAUCCAUGGCUACCUGGAAAACGCGCGAACUCUCACCGGUCUCAAUUUCAAAGAACUCGCCAGUCCGCCUGAUGAUGAAAACGAAAGAUGGGUCUUCUUUAUCAAUCGUAGAGGACAGCUGGACUGCAAGGAUUAUUCCACUAAAUCUUUCACGAAUUCUGGAGUGCAGAAAGUAAUUAUAGGCUACGAUUGCCUGCAAAACAAGGGGCCGAUGGCAGCGAUAGUUCUGGCGUUGGCAGGCGUACCCCCACAACACAAUGCACCCAACCGGGACCAGUUCAUCAACGUAUCCAUGGAGUCUAUACUUCCUGGUAAGAAUAACCGUCCCAAUGUGCUUACAAAUAUCUGA
Molecule: messenger RNA, 1785 nt
Organism: Cydia strobilella
Lineage: Eukaryota; Metazoa; Arthropoda; Insecta; Lepidoptera; Tortricidae
Exons: 9
Coding region: 37-1785 (582 amino acids)
Biological process (GO): proteolysis
Molecular function (GO): zinc ion binding; metalloendopeptidase activity
Source: RefSeq, a predicted model, not a curated record